Molecule: messenger RNA, 1029 nt
Organism: Etheostoma cragini (Arkansas darter)
Lineage: Eukaryota; Metazoa; Chordata; Actinopteri; Perciformes; Percidae
Gene: nkx2.2b
Product: NK2 homeobox 2b
Exons: 2
Coding region: 138-902 (254 amino acids)
Biological process (GO): cell differentiation; regulation of transcription by RNA polymerase II
Cellular component (GO): nucleus
Molecular function (GO): RNA polymerase II cis-regulatory region sequence-specific DNA binding; DNA-binding transcription factor activity, RNA polymerase II-specific
Source: RefSeq, a predicted model, not a curated record
UCGUGCCGUGCCCGUGCAGCUCCGGGCUCCAGCUCCGUUUAACGGCAUUCAUGGACCCUCACCCUAUGUAUGCUCCUCGUUAACGGGCUGCAGAGGCUGAAUCAUCGCGAGACACGAUCCUCCACCCCCACUGCGUAAUGUCUUUUGGCACCAACACAAAAACGGGCUUCACCGUGCGGGACAUCCUGGAUCUCCCAGACCCCACAGGGAGAUACGGCUCCGGGACCGAGGAGGACGACCCCGAGGAGGCCUCCGCGGAGGUUUCAGCCUCGGAACUCGGGCGGAAAUUGGGAUUUAGCGGCCGGAGUUUGUGCGGGUGCGACGGUGGAAGCUACGGCAAGUGGAGCCGCGGAUCCGGUAACCUUCACUUCUCAUUACACGAUAUUUCCAUGGAGUCCCGUUCCGAUCCUAAAUUCCCCGAGCUCUCCACGGAUAAGUCCCCGGACGCGGAGCGGGACCCGGCAAGCGGCGCGGCGCAGAAGAGCCGCGGCAGGAAGCGGAGGGUGCUCUUCUCCAAGGCGCAGACCUUCGAGCUCGAGCGCCGCUUCCGGCAGCAGCGCUACCUGACCGCCCCGGAGAGAGAGCACCUGGCCGGGUUGAUCCGCCUCACCCCGAACCAGGUGAAGAUCUGGUUCCAGAACCACCGCUACAAGCUGAAGCGCGCGGAGCACAGUUUGGAGGCGCUGCAACAGCUGCUUCCGGCUCGCCGCCUCGCCAUCCCGCUCCUGGUUCGCGAUGGAAAGCCCUGUGAGCCAAUCCCAGCGCAGGACCUGGAGGUGACGCUCAGGUCCGGCCUGGGCCUGCCUCUGUGCGCCUACUCCGCGCUGCUGCAGCCCGCAUACGGCCCGGAGAGGCCCGGGCUGCCGCAGCAGCUGGCGCACAUGUACCACUGGAGCUGGUGAGACUUUAACUGAGGGACUCCGAUCCUAAAACACUAACAAGUCCAGAUAAUGAGCUCUGCUUUGGCCUGAUAAUAAUUGCUUAAAAUCGGAAAACAACCUCCCUUAAACGAUUAAUGCCACUGUUCGA